AUGGUGGACUACUAUAAAGUCCUCGAGGUGCCCAAAGGUGCAACCAAUGCCGAAAUUAAAAAAGCGUACAGAAAAUUAGCUCUAAAAUGGCAUCCCGACAAAAAUCCAGACAACAUGGACGACGCAACAAAAAAAUUCAAGGAAAUUUCCGAGGCUUACGAAGUUCUUUCUGAUGAAUCGAAACGAAAAAUAUACGAUACCAGAUCGACAAGAACAAGUGCAGCAAGGUCCUCCAGAUCCUACAGGAGCUCAUAUUUCGAUCCCCACAAUCCUUUUUCACAACGUUAUUUCGACAAAAAAAGACGCAUGUACGACCAGUACGGCAAAGAAGGCCUGAUAAACGGCGGCAGCAGAGGCAGAAGCCGGCACGAGGACGAGUUCGACCUCGGCGGAUUCGGCUUCUUCACGUUCAGAGACCCCGAAGACGUGUUCAGGGAGUUCUUUGGUGCGUGCGUAUUUGAUCUCCUCGACAUGCACGGCAACGGGCGGCACUCUGGCCACUCGCGGCGCAGCAACCGCCACUCUCACCCGCAAAAUGUUGCGCUCAGCCAGUCUUCGCUGUUUAGUCCUUUUGGUAUCUCGCUGGGCGGCGCCCUGAUGGACGACUUCUUCAACCCGGGACACGGCGGCGGCGGUUUCACCUCCUUCAGCACCAUCAACAGCACCUUCAACAACGCGAACGGCGGAUCGCCCGUCUCCGGGAGCGUCAAGAGGACGUCCACGUCCACGCGGUUCGUCAACGGGAAGAAGAUCACCACCAAAAAAGUAUUUGAGAAUGGUAAAGAAACAGUAAUGGCCUACGAAAAUGACGUGCUGAAAUCAAAGACUGUGAAUGGGGUACCACAGAGUCUAACAUAUAGUUAA
This is a messenger RNA of Brassicogethes aeneus, 864 nucleotides long. Lineage: Eukaryota; Metazoa; Arthropoda; Insecta; Coleoptera; Nitidulidae. The record is from the annotation of a GenBank genome assembly.